This is a messenger RNA of Mya arenaria, 4475 nucleotides long. Its product is annotated as SANT and BTB domain regulator of class switch recombination-like. The transcript has 22 exons. The record is from RefSeq and is a predicted model, not a curated record. Bases 62 to 2164 code for a protein of 700 amino acids. Lineage: Eukaryota; Metazoa; Mollusca; Bivalvia; Myida; Myidae.
GUCCUUGGAUUCAGAAUUUGGGUCCCAAAAUUCCAAAUAAUCAAGAUCACAUCUAUUAAUCAUGGGGUCGGUUGAGCCGAUGUCGCGGGCAGGUGUGGCCCUGGAUCUGAUAUUAAAGACUCUGAUUGCCUCACAAGACUUCAACAACAUACAGAGCAAGAAUUGGGAGGCAAUCUCAAAACUUGUGCCUGGAACCACUGCUGGCAUGGUUGCCAGGAGAUAUGAGGAGCUACUGUACAGUGGGGACAUUCUGCCUUUUGAGCAGUUUGAGAAAACCAUCAAUGGCCAGGGAGGUUCCUUGCCUUCAACUAUGUCAGACUCAGACCUAGCUAAAAACAGACCCAACUCUUCAAAGCCUAAAGGUCUGAAGGAUGACAAAGACGCUGGGGGUAAAGACAGUAACAGUGACAGCAAAAGUGGUGAUAAGGGUCCAGUGAUGGUUAUACAUGUGUGUGAUGAAGCAAAGAGCUUGAAGAAAGAUUUCCAGUGUCCGCGCGACCAGCUGGUUCAGGAAAUGAAGUAUUUCGCAGAGUACCUGUCCACUGACGCCCAACGAUGGGAGGAGGUCGAUAUCUCAGUGCAUUGUGACGUGCAGAUAUUCGAGUGGCUUAUGCACUACGUUAAACGAAGUGACCAUGGUGAUAAACCUAAACUUGAGCCAAACAAUGUGAUAUCAAUCCUGAUAUCUUCCGACUUCUUGAAAAUGGAUGCACUGGUUCAGGAGUGUAUAGAAUAUUGCCAUGGCAACAUGACAGCGAUUGUGGGCACCCCGUGUAACAUGAACUGUAUCAAUGAUAAACUGGUGGCCAGAAUCGCUGAUCUUUUUACCCACAAUGAGGCUGAUGAAAUCAAAGACAGAAAAGACAAAUUUAAAAGCAAACUGUUUGCCAAGAAGCUGGAACGACUGUUUGAAGCUGACUUUACAAACCAGGACUGCCCUGAGAAUGCUUCUACACUCUUUAGGUGUUCUGUGUGUAAGAAGAUGCUAACAAGGACCUUGGAAUCCAAAGUCAAAUGUAUGCCAAGCAGGAUGACGAUAGACAAGCGAGGUCAGCUGACAUUCUGCCAUGUGCGAGAUACAACAUUUGAUGUGAAUGCAUAUCUGAUUGAUCUGAAGACGCAGCUGAAGUCAUGGAGGGAGGUAUACUGGCGAGUCUGGGGCACAAUUCACUACCAGACAUGUAGCAGAUGUGGAGAGGUGUUCACGUGCACAGACUACGGACACUGCAAGUACCAUCCCGAGGCUCCGCGCUACGAUAAUGAAAUGAGUGAUACGUCGUUUGUCGGCACAUACCCUUGCUGUCACCAGAAGAGCCUGCGGUUUGAUCCAACCCAACAAAAUAAGGGCUGCAGAGUACGCGAUCAUAUCGUAAACACAGCUCAGAAUCUCGACAGCGACACAGACCUUCAACGUCAGCUUAACAAAGUUUACGACGAUCUUCUAGCGCACAGGGACGCUAUCAGUGUCCCAUAUCAAAGACUGACAGAUGCCAGUAGGAAGUAUUGGGAUUGGAUGGCUCGCGAGAUGGAGCUGAAUGUCUUCGGAAAUGAAGAGUUUGCCUCAAGGUCAAGGUCAGGGGGUGUGGCCAUUUCGUCUAUUAUAUCUGGCAUCGAGGAUGACAACAAGGCCACAGAUUCUGCUAGGCCUGUGCCCAGAUUACAAGCUCUUACUGUGGACCGUGAAGUCUCAUUUGAGUUCAAUGAUGUCGGGCUAGGUGAGAGCGAUGACGAGGUUGGGGAUGAUGAGCAGCCCCGUGGGACAGCACGCAAGGGGCGGGGCUUCCGGAAGUCUCGCAUAACCAUUGAACCGCAGGCAAUCCUUAUGGAUGCCCCAGGAUUUGAGCAAACUAAGAAAUCCAAUUGGGAUAUUUCACGAUCAAUGAGGUACAACCAGGAUGCCCAGAGGACGGAAGAUUUAAGACGGAUGAAAGAGAUAAGGGUAUACCUUACAAAACUGAGGCUGAAUCAGGAGAAGAUUGAAAGACCAAGACAGAGAGAGUAUGCUGGUGGUGUAUUCUGUAAACUGGAAGCCCAAUGGAAGACCCAGUAUAUGCAACAGCAGGCAGCCAAGCAGCAAGCCCAGGCUCAGCUCAGACUCAGUCGCAGCAAUACGUACCACACUCAGUCAUCGCGUCGCGAGAGGCGCGCCGUGUCAGGCGUGUAGCGACCCAGAAACCGUUCAAGGCUGACGCAACUUCGAACAUCGUUGGCUUGAUGCGACAAUGGCUUGAUUCGACAUUCAAAUUUGGCUUGAUUUGAUAUUAGCUUUGUUCAACAGUGGCUUUAUGAGACAUAUACUCAAUAUAUUGGCUUGAUUCAACAUUAUCUUGAUUUGACAUUGGCUUGAUUUGAUAUAAACUUGAUGUGUUGGCUUGAUGCCACAUUUGCUUGAAAUGUUGUUGCAACAAAGAGCUUGAAGUCAUAUAUUUUUGGCUGAACUUUGGCAUGAACGGGUGUUGGGAUUUUUCCGAAACAUUAUUCUGAUUGCAUUUUGUGAUAAAAUUAUAUUCUUAACACUAUUCAAUUUUUUAAAUGCAUGCAUUAAAUAAUAGCAUUUAGUGAUUAAAGUUUUUACUGAAUGCUGUUCAAUUUACAAAAACAUGUCGUUUUUCAAAAAGGGGAAAACUAAACAAAAAAUUCAAAUGAAUUUUGUCCUUUUAUAAAAAAAUUGUUCUUUAGUAUUGCUGUUUUUUAAUCAACACAAAGUAUUUUUUAUGAAUUUUCAUGUGUUAUUUAUAAUGAAUUUGUUUAUGUAUAUGCUUCAAUGUUUUAAACAAUGCACACACUUCAAAAAAGUACAAAGAUAACCAAAUAUUGAAUGUUUGUACAAAUGUAUGCAUAUGAGCUAAUAUUUCAUUUGAGCAGAUGACGUCACUAAUCAUCUCAGUUUCCUUUUUAUUUCAAUAUAUGGGAAAAAAGUAAUAAAUAAAAUGCACCAUUUUGGACUAGAAAUUGUGAAUUUUUUCUUUGAGGAAAACCCCCAACCCCCCAUACCAAUAUUGUAAACAAUAACAUUUUUGUUCUGGGGGAGAUGCGCAAGCUAAAAGGUUAAGCCCCUUAAGUUAUGCCCCGUCUAAGGUCAAAUCCUGGAAAUGCACCUGGAAGUAAAUGAAAAAUAUGAACUACUGUUGUUGUUUUGUUUGAUAUUCUGCAUUUAGCCUGAUGUACUCUUCAUUGAUAAAAAGGUCACGUUCAGCUAAAACAUUGUUCAAAAUAGUUUUGUUACUUAAAUGUCAUAUCAUUAAAUGCUAUUGCUGUAACAAAAAUGAAAGUGUGGAAUAAUUCAUAGAUUUCAACAACUAUAUUUAAGUAAUAGGAAACAUAUAUAGCAUUUAGGUAAGUUUAUUUAAUAUAUUCUUUCUUCUAUGAUUGCUUUUGAAACUUGCCUAUACAUUUAAUCUCCUGUGUUAGAUAUAUUUAUGUAUUUAUAAAACAAAUAAAACAUAUGCCCAAAUUGAAUAUUAGGUUAUAAUUUAUAUGGUAUACAUUUGUUUUGCAUAAUGGAAGCACAUUUGUACUAUGAUUGUUUUUAAACCUUCCUGAAUAUUUCAUCCACUGUGUUACAUGAAGGACAUAAUUAUAUAUUUUACACUAUAUUUUAAAAAAACCCUCAUAUCUGCCCAUACAAAAUAUUAGCUCAUAUUCGGUAGACAGAUAUGUUGCAUAACAGAGCCUAGUCCUUACAAAUUAUUACCAGACAUGAAUUUUAUUGUUCUGUAAAGCAAUUUGUAUAUGUUUUAGUAUUUAUUAUGCUAUUAUAUCUCUAAAUAUUAAUUUUAUACAUUUAGGAUGUACAGGUUUCUGAAUUGCUUGUAAAAUCUGAUUUACUUCUGUUAGAAAAAACAACCCCAUCCUUACAAAUUAUUACCAGUCAUGAUUUUAGUGUUCUGUUAAGCAUGUUAUAUGAGUUUUAGUAUUUUGAAUUGCUAUUUUAUCACCAAUUAUUAAUAUUAUAUAUUUAAAGCUGCACUCUCACAAAUUGACCGAUUUGACUACUUUUUCAUUGUUUGUCUCAGAAUCAGCUGAUGUUGUCAUCAGUGUUUUCCCAUCAAUCAAAUAGGAUAACACACAAUAGAACAGAUCUCAAUUGAUUGGAAAACUGCCAAAAUUUUCAUUUUUCUUAAAGCAUAAGUAACGCUUUUAGCCGUAAAACAUCAAUUUUCAAGCGUAAAUAUUAAAAAUACCGAUCUGAUCUAUUAUCAGCAGUGUUAUGUUGACGGUUUUUAGACAAUUACCCAAAAUUUGGGUCAUUCCAAGACAAAAAAAUAAAAAGUUGUAAAAACGGUCAAUCUGUGAGAGUGCAGCUUUAAGAUGAAUUACAUAAUUUUGACUUACAUUUGUAGGAGAGGAGUUCAUUGAUAAUGGCCAUGGUUUUAUAGGACACUUAAUAAGUGUAUAAUGAGGUCAUAUUAUCAUCAAUCAUGAAUUUCAGUUUAAAGCUGCCCUCUCACAGAUUGACAGUUUUGACAACUUUU